This is a messenger RNA of Paecilomyces variotii, 1560 nucleotides long. Its product is annotated as N-terminal fungal transcription regulatory domain-containing protein. The transcript has 4 exons. Gene Ontology annotation, biological process: regulation of DNA-templated transcription. Gene Ontology annotation, molecular function: DNA-binding transcription factor activity, RNA polymerase II-specific; zinc ion binding. Bases 1 to 1560 code for a protein of 519 amino acids. The record is from RefSeq and is a predicted model, not a curated record. Lineage: Eukaryota; Fungi; Ascomycota; Eurotiomycetes; Eurotiales; Thermoascaceae.
AUGCCCAACACUGGUAAACCCAGCCAAGGCUGCCAACUGUGUCGCCAGCGCCGUGUCAAGGUUCAAUCUGCUUUUGCUAGCUUGCCCAUGCCCGUUUGUGAUCUUCAGCGACCAGAAUGUCAGAGAUGCAUCAAGUAUGGCGUUGCAUGUCCGGGAUAUCGCGACCAGCAGGAGCUUAUGUUCCGGAAUGCCAACGCUGCAACCAUUGAGAAGCGGAAGAAUAGAUCCAUGCAGGCCGCUCAUCACGCAUCAUCAAGUUCUGACCCCUCGGACCAAUUGACCGUUCAUGAUGUUAAAAUGGCUACGGCUGUUACUGCUGUGGCCCAGCCAGCACACGUCAGGACCAUCUACGAGCACUGGAGUCUCUACUCAGUGCCUAUUGUCCUCGACAUCUGUCCUGCGCUUGAGCUCCUCGCAGACAUGUAUCAUGAUACUUUGUCCCAGAAUCACUUAUCAGAUAGCCCCCUUGUGUGGGUAUCUCACCUCUUUUCGCGCACGUAUACCGCCAAUCUGCGUCACCCAGUUUCAUGUCGUCGGGGUUCCGAACUGGAGACCCAACGAGAACUCAGUAAUUAUCUGACGAAGACACUCCGUGCGGUUCGUCAUGCUCUGCAAACUCGCGAAGGCGUGCUCAGAGAUGACAUUCUCCUCACUGUCUGGAUGCUCACGAAUUAUGAGAUAAUGGUCGGUUCUCUGCGACGGGAGCAAGCUCAGAGUCCAUGGCAUCUUCACUCUCGCGGUCUUUACAGUAUCUUGAAGGCCAGAGGGACAACGCCUCUGUAUACUGCACGUGGACGAGCAGUGUUUUGGUUAGCCUUUAUCACGGUACAAAUCGGUGCCCUCUCCCUAAACUCCGAGUGUCCCCCCGAAUCAGAAGAAUGGCUCGGCGUCAUUAAAAGUGUUACGGACACAAGCAAAAGCUACAUUUACCAUGUUUCCCUCUUCAUCGUUAGGACCUGUGCAGUCGCCAGCAAAAUCCUGAAAAUCCUUAAUUCCCACGACUUUUCGGCUGCAUCGCGUGACUACAACCGUUUGGUGGCAGAGUUUACGACUGCCGAGCAAAACUAUGAUGCAUUCCUCAUGGCCAACCCCAUUCCUGCCUCCCUUGCCCCUCCUGUACUGAAUUUCCAACGAUCAGGUGUGAUCAAAGGCCAUCGUUUCCUACAUCUUCUUGCCAAUUUUCUCACCCAUGACCCGGCCCAACGAUUCUCUCUGCCCAACCUCGAGGCACAACGAAACUAUUCUGUGCGAAAAAUACGAGUUGCGGCACAGGAUAUCCUUAAUAGUGUGCCUGUCUGUAUCAACCAUUUUAGUCGAAAUGGAGAACAGUCGCCGAAACUAGUUUCUGAUGCCCUCAGGCUCAUAUGGCCACUGACAACAAUUUGUAUCUUCAAACCGACACUACCAGCGCAAAAGAAAGAAGCGGCGAGAAUACUGGAUUUUAUCGGCAAAGAAAUCGGCGUACGACAGGCGUUUGACAGAGACCCUGCGCCGAGGUAUCUCCCAGAAGAAGCGACAAGCUCGCUUCUUCUCACGGAAUCAGAGAGCACCGAGCUGUGA